Marchantia polymorpha subsp. ruderalis is the source of this 4070-nucleotide messenger RNA. The record is from the annotation of a GenBank genome assembly. Lineage: Eukaryota; Viridiplantae; Streptophyta; Marchantiopsida; Marchantiales; Marchantiaceae.
CUCUGCUCGGCUCUGUGCGCUGCGCUGCUGCUGCUCCGAGGGGUCGGUGAUGUGAAUGAAUGAUGCGCCCGAGCUCGUCGUCGUCGUGGUCGAAGUCGUCGUGGUCCCGGUCGUAGGCCUUGCGUCUCCGAAAGCGAGGGAGCGAAGUCAAGAGCAGCAGACAAAGGCCGGGGCAAAGAAAGGCUGAAGCAGCGGCGGCGAAGCGCAAUCGGACAGAUUUCUGCUGGUGGGCGAAGAAGCGGACGAACGCGAGCCAUCGCAUCGAGCCAAAGGCAGAGGCAGAGGCAGAGCCAGAGCCAGAGAGAGAGAGAAAGGGGAUGAUAGCCGACAGCGUUGUGGUGGUCGUUGUACGAGGGUAGACAGGCGCGCCAGGCAGCGAGCGAGCGAGCGAGCGAACGAGCGAGCGAGUCAUUCAUUGUUGAUCAGACGACGGCGACGAGGGUUCUUGGAGUUUCGCUGUUGCGGUUGCUUUUGAUUGAUCGGUGGUGGUUGCUCAGGGUGGAAUUGGCAGCGCGGUGGGAGUUGGUCGGAUGAUGUCGAUGAUUGCUUUUCGACGGAGUUGAUUCCCCUGUCGUCGCGCUGCCGAGGAGGUGAUUAGGGUGUGGCGUGUUUGGUCCCUUUUCCUCGCUGCGGGAGUGGUAAUUGAGGGCAAUUUGACGGCGUCGAAUGGUGUUGUAGAUUGUUGUGGCUGCGGUGCCUGCGUUCUUUCGAGGGACGAGGAGCGGAAGCGGACUGCUCGGCCAGGCUAGGCCAGGCUCAGUGCCCGGUACUGCCGAGGAGAAAUUUUGUUGAUUGGAGGUAGUUUGUAUCUAGUCUUCGAAAGAGUUGUUGAGCAGGGAAUGAGGAAUUAGAGGUGACAGAAUUGUCGGAUCAGCGGGACCGUGGACAGAGGUGCUCGAGAAUUCGGACGCUUCGUCGGUUUCGCCCUUGGUUUCGUUGUUUCUAUUUAGACGAGUAUAAAGGCUUUGUCCACCCUUGGCAGAGUGGGCGGAGUAUGUGGAAAAGACACCUGUAAGAAUGAGCAUUGGAUCAUUGCAACUGGUGCGGACUUGGGGUCUGGAUGUCCAGCAUGCUAAUUUAUCACCGAUAUGGCAAGUAAAGCAGCCGCAGCGGGUUCGCAUUCUACGCUCUGGACUGCUAGGCAGUCCUGCGGAUGUCUUGAUAGGCAAAUCAUUGGCUCACGACGCAUGGUGCAGACGGGUAUGGGCUCAUGUGAAUGUGGUCCCCCGAGCUGUCAUCUUUACCCCUAUUGCUGUUAGUCCUCAAGCUAAUGCAAUAGCAAAUGUUCCUGGGGACCCCAAGAAAGUUGCCACGAUUCUGCUGAAAGUUGCCACCUUCAUUUACAACAGGAGUCUCACUGCCUUGCAAAGUUCUCCACUUUUGAUGCAAUGUAUCCCAGCAGUGACCUUAUUGGUGUUUUCGAUUUGGGGAUUGGGCCCUACAAUGAGAUUUCUACGUAGGAUCGUGAAAAAGAAGGAGGACAGCAAGUGGGCAACCAGCAGAACUCAGCAUGCUACGGCAUCGUACAUUCGACCUAUUCUUCUUUGGUUCGCAACAAUCUGGAUAUGCAGGGCCUUUGACCCAGUUGUGUUGUCCACCGAGGCAAGUCACGCCAUCAAGGAGCGAUUUGUAAAUUUUGUUCGAUCGCUUUCGACCGUUCUAGCCUUUGCAUACUGCACUGCAAGUCUGACUCAACAGGUUCAAAAGAUGAUGAUGGAGCGUCAAGAGAACCCAGAUUCUCGCAAUAUUGGAGUGUCAUUUAUUGGGAACACAUUGUAUACAUCUGUCUGGGUUGCUGCAGUUUGUUUGUUCAUGGAGUUACUCGGAUUCUCUACCCAAAAGUGGAUCACUGCUGGAGGUUUUGGAACGGUGUUGCUUACUCUUGCAGGACGAGAGAUAUUCACGAACUUUUUGUCUAGCAUCAUGAUACAUGCAACCCGACCAUUUGUGGAAAACGAGUGGAUCCAGACGAAAAUAGAGGGUCAGGAGGUUUCUGGCACAGUUGAGCACGUUGGAUGGUGGUCUCCGACUGUCAUUAGAGGCGAUGAUCGGGAGGCCGUGCAUAUUCCGAAUCACAAGUUCACUGUCAGUGUGGUGCGAAAUCUGAGUCAGAAGACUCAUUGGCGUAUCAAGACGCAUAUCGGAAUCAGUCAUCUCGACGCCGGCAAAAUAACAAAUAUUGUCGCGGACAUGAGGAAGGUUUUGAGCAAACAUCCCCAAGUCGAACAGCAGCGGUUACAUCGGCGAGCAUUUUUUGAUAAUGUUGAUCCGGAGAACCAAGCAUUGCUGAUCUUGGUGUCAUGUUUCGUGAAGACAUCACACUUUGAGGAGUACUUACGCGUCAAAGAAAUCAUCCUGUUGGACCUAUUAAGGGUGAUCAGUCAUCACAACGCUCGCCUUGCUACUCCCAUCCGUUCAGUUCAGCGUAUACUUGACGAAGGUGAAGCUCGCCAGUCACCCUUCCGGGACGUGCGCGGUAACGACGAUUCGCGGAGGAGACCGUAUAUGCUGAUUGAGGCGUCCAAUGUGAGAGCUGAGGACUCGGACGACGACGACGUGAAGCUCUCUGAACUCGCUGCAGAAGUUGCAAGAGAGGCUGCAUUGAAGGCGGCUGGUAUAAAGCCGGUAGAAUCAAGUGAGGAGACCGCUGAUAGCAAAGGUAAGUCCUCAAAGUCGAAAGAUAAAGUAACUGCGGGUGCUGAAGCCAACUCGAAGCCAGGUAGUACGAGCCCAACAGAGACUUAUGCACCGUCGAGUACGAAGUCUCAGCUGGAAGGUCUUGAUUCCAUGGGGCUGAAUUCGAAUGACAUCACAUUGUUAAAGGCCGCCUUUGAGAAACCCCCAGUCAAUAUUCCGGAAGGACACAACGACCCUGGACUCCAUAGUGAUGCUUCCCACGCAGAAAAGUCUGUAAGUAAAGCUCCGACUGAGCUUCCAAAGGUACCGAAAGUGGACUCCACGAGCCUACCAACAGCUCAUGAGGCAGCGGAAGUGGCAGUUGCUGUAAGCGCCUCAGACAAGACCAUCUCGGAGCAGCAUGACGAUCCUUGGAGGGAGCCACCUCAAAUAAUGCCUCAACCAACGGUCCCCACACCACAACAAAAGGCGGAGAGUGGAAGUACCGUCACUGUACAACAUAGUGUUACUGUACAACAGAAGUCAGAGAGUGGCCUCAACGCGACUCGAGCAACAGAAGAGAAAACACCAGCGGCUCCUGUCCCGAGACUGAGCUCUGUCGAAGAUAACUUGGUCCUGGGCGUGGCACUGGACGGGCCGAAGAGAACUCUUCCGCUAGACGACGAUAUACCGCCCCCAGCAAAGCAACGAGAACUAGUAAUAUCAAGGAACGGGAAUGGAGGGAACACCACUGGUAAAGACCGAAGAGAUCCAUCGACGCCUCAACCCAAUCCCUCUUCACCUUCCACACCUUUUGAUGGGAGAGACAGGGAAAGGUGAGGUCACCAAAGCACUUAGACAAAGCCGUGUUCAAUUUUUGGGUUGUGUUUGGGGACGCAUACACAUGCAGCUCCAGGAGUGAUCCAGUGCAGGAGUCACAGGAGUGUAGGGGCAGGAAGUUACAUUCAGUAACAGAAGCUAAUUGCGUCUGCCCUACCCCGUAACAUCCAGCGAAGUCUUUAGCGAUAUAUCUUGCAAACUAGUUCUGGUCUGUGAAGUGUCUUUAUGUCCAUGUGUAAAUUGGAGAAAACUGUAGAUGUUCGGAGACCAUUUGUAAGGUUCUGGUUGUUUCGAGCUAAAUUACAUGCGCUAGAGAUCGUGGGUGGUUUAUAUAUAGAUCACUGGGAAUAAUUUUUUAAUUUGAUGGUCUCCCCACCUAAAAGAUGUUGAUAAUUGAAGCUACAUUUUGGGGAUGGAGAAAUCUCCAAGUAAUCUCACGCAUCUGUAGUGAUGCAUGUUGCCCUGUAUAUGGUAGGAGAUGACUUUGUGGGUCUGUUCGCUCCUUGAUCUUAGUGAUACUCCCUCUUCAAGCUUAUAGAGGGGCUCAUUUCUUGUCAGCAAGUGUAGCAAUUUGGAGUAAAGAGCCUCUUUCGGUCAUCAGGCUGAAAUUGUGU